GAAUUUCGUGUCGUUCAAAAGUCCCAAAGUCUAAAGUCUUAGAGAUUCGAAUAUCCCCGUGGAGUGUACACCCCAGUAUACCCAUCACAUUUGGCGAAGUUUCUCUCGUGUUUUUGUGUGUCCCUCUGCUCUGCACUGUCUGGGUUCAGUGUUCCAAUUUCAAGCCGCGCUAAAAGCUCUCGGUGUCGGUCUCGGUCUUGGUCUCGGUUUGGAUUGUGAUCCGUGUGGUUGGUGAGCUGGUGUGUGGCAUAUUCCUGGCCAUUUCAGCCCUGCGAACUUGAAAGAAAAUCAGCGCUCCAAGGAGACGACCAAGGACCAAGAGGUAGGCCAACGAAGGAAGCCGAAACGCGACUCCUGAUUGGCGGCUGGGCAGACAUCCAAGACAACGGCAACAACGGCGGCCAGAAUUUUCUCUCGUUUGGAUAGUGUCGAGGAGGUGCAACGCGGUCGCAGUGGCAGCGCUGUCGGAAUAGCACCGGCAGGUGCAGUGGCAGCGGCAGCGGUGGCAGCGGGUUCACCAGCCAGGGCUGGCCAGCAGCAGCAGUUUGGAGGCGGAGGUGUGGGCGGAGGUGUGGCUGCUGUCGGUGUGGGUCCGGAAACGAUUGCGUCACGUCAGCGGAGCGCCAGCACGGUGCUCGACAUAAGCCUAGCGGAGCGCAGCAAGGUCUCCUCCAUCGGAGGCCCGCCCACUCCGCAGGUGGGUCUGCUCAAGCGCGGCUCUCUCUAUCCUGGAGUCGGUGGUGGUGGUGGUGGCGGUGGUGUCGGUGUCUUGAAUGGACUUGGCCUCGGCGAUGUGAUUUCAACGAAAUGCGAAUCAUUUAAUGGAGUGGGACUGGGCGUCGGCGUUGGAGUUGGAGCUGGUAUCGGUAGUGUGGGCGGUGUGGGUGUGGUUGGGCCAUCGGUCGCAGCCCCAAGCACGGGAAUAGGAGCAGGAGCAGGAGCAGUAGCUGGACAACGCGGACGUCUAUCAUCUCUGUCAUCAUCAUCAUCCCCCGCAAGUGUACCAGGUGCAACCCUCGGGGAUCCAUCAGUAGCAGGAGGUGGGGCCGGUUCUGCCCCAACCAUCGGCAGUCCGCCCGUUCAGCCGGGCCCCAAGCGGCAGGGCAGCUUCUCGAAUGUGUUCUCGAAGCUAAUCGAUGGUAUGCCCGCCGGCACAAUGUUUGCCAAAUUCAAGAGCACCAAUGUGGCAGCAGCCACCACGUCGCAGAGCGUCGCCGAGGGCAAUCCCAUUACGCAGUAUUUUGAGAUUGGCAAACCGGUGGCCUGUGCCGGACCAGAGUUGGCCUGGCGCAUACACGAUGCGUACCGCAAAAGCGACAACAAGGAAUGCUCGGUGUUUAUUUUCGAGAAAAAGGUUGCGGAGAAGCUGCACAAGCCGCGUCGCAAGGAGACCAUAACCGAGCUGCUAAAGAGCUCGGUGAAGACACUGGAACGCUUUCGCCAUCCCAGAAUACUCCAGAUCUAUCACACAGUCGAGGAGAGUGCGGACACGCUGGCCUUCGCCUCGGAGCCCAUCUUUGCCAGCCUCUCCAAUGUGCUGGCCUUUCACGAGUCGAAGACCUAUGACAAUGCGAAUGUGCCAGCUGCUGGGGCUGGGGCUGGAUCGGCUGCCGGAAUGAGUCCGGCCCAGACGCAAGGCACGGCGGGCGUCCAACCGCAGCGGCCCGCUCAUGCAAAGGAAUACAGCUUCUUGGACAUGGAACUCAAAUACGGCUUUCUCCAGCUGACGGAGGCCCUGGCAUAUCUUCACUAUUCCGGUCACGUAAUUCAUCGAAAUGUGUGUCCAUCCUCAGUACUAAUAACCAAACGCGGUAUAUGGAAGCUGGCCGGCAUGGAAUAUGUGGAAAGAAUGAAUGAGACUGAUUUGAAUAGCUCAAUUCCGUGUCCGCCGUGGAGCAACAGGGUGUCAAAGAUGGCCCAGCCGAAUCUGGAUUUUAUGGCACCCGAAACACAGUCAACGUCCAAGUGCAGUCUGCUCAGCGAUAUGUUCUCAUUGGGAAUGGUGAUCUGUGCGGUCUUCAACAAUGGCAGGCCCCUGAUACAGGCCGGCAACUCAACCUCCAACUAUGCCAAGCAAAUGGAAACGUUGGAUGAUAUGGUCCACAAGUUGAUGCCUCGUCUGCCCAUUGCCCUGCAGGAGGCCACUUCGCGCAUGGCCAGUCGAGAUGCAACGGCCCGGCCCACCGCCCAGCUUCUGCAGUUGAUCAAGUACUUCAUCGAUCCGGCCAUAAAUGCUCUCAAAUUCCUGGACGUGGUCAACAUGAAGGACACGCAGCAGAAAUCCCAGUUCUACAAGACCACCUUGAUAGAGGCCAUGCCGGUGAUACCACGUAAACUUUGGUGGCAGACCAUUUGGCCAAUGCUCAAGUCGGAGAUCAACAACAAUGAGGUUCUGGCCGCGGUCCUGCAGCCCGUCAUGCUUUUUGUCCAGGAAGCCACUCACUUCGAGUACGAUGCUUUAAUGUCCGCCACAAUGAAAAUCGUCUACAACACACCGAAAUCCAUUCAGGCAAGCGUUACGAUACUUGAGAAUUUGCAUUUGAUUAUUGAGAAGACGAAGCCGGAGGAUGUCACCACAGAUAUAAUGCCGAUGCUAUUCUGCUCCUUUGACGGAUCCACGAUACAAGUGCAGAGUGCCGCCGUAGUGGCUGUGGCCAAUGUGUUUGACAGCAUCGAUGAGCUAUCCAUACGCCGCAUGGUCCUGCCCAAGGUCAAAUUGGUAUUCGAGAAGAACAUCACCGAUCCGAAGAUAGUGCAGAAUGUGCUCAUGUGCAUUGAGCGUGUAAUGGACCGCAUGGAGCGGGCACAGGUCAUGGAGGAGGUACUGCCGCUGCUGGCCAAUAUUCGCAUACCCGAUCCCGAUAUCAUCAUGCGUACUGUGCGCAUCUAUCAUAAGCUGUUUGUGGACAAAUCCUACGGCCUGAGCGUGGAGACCAUGGCCACCAAUGUGCUGCCUCUGCUCAUACCGCACACCGUCAAUCCGGCACUCAAUUUCGAACACUAUUGCUAUCUGCUUGAAGUGCUGCAGCAGAUGCUGGAGGCCAUCGAUCGACAGCAGCGCAACAAAUUGAAGCUGGACAACCUGUCGAUGGCCUCGCCGGAGCGACACCGGACACUGCGCCACCAAUUCUCGACGGACAACAUGAAUGCGCCGCCCUUCAACAUACCAAACCUGCGCAUAGAUCAGCGCAAGACCUCCAGUGCCGAGGACAUGGCCCGCAAGAACUCUGGCGGGUCUGGCAUGCUGGGUGGCUGGUGGUUUGGCUGCUCGCCAUCGUCGCCGGAUAGCAAUUUCCUGCGCGUUGGGAACGUGUUCCCCAAUCGACGGCUCUCGGACAACACGCUGAUGACACCCAAGAUCCGCAUCGCGCCCUCGUGCGCCUCAUCACCGGGCGGCACGCCGGGCAGCGGCCUGCCGACGCGCCGCCACUCGAGCAUUGGGCCACAGGAGCGUCGGGGCUCCGCCAUCAAUUUGUCGCCGCCAACUUACGGUGGUGCCCGCGGUAGCUCUGGAUCGAGUCUAUCGGUGCCCUCGACUUCGGUAUAUGUCAAAUCUCCUUUAUUGUACUCCCAAAAACAGGGUGGCUCCAUGCCGAACACCUCGAGCAGUGUUCCGUUUUUGUUGUCGUCGAGCAUGCAGUCGAUAAGGUCGCGCCGCCAGUCGACGGUACUGUCAUCGGGUCCACUCGGCUCUGGAUCGGGCAUACUGCAGCAGCUGGGAUCCGGCAUGGUAAGACAAUUAACUUCCGUAUCCGGCACGGUUAGUCCGGUGCCGCUGUUGCGGGUGAAUGGCGCACGCAACAGCAUCAGCCACAGCCACACCAACGUCCGAAAGUGUCCGUCACUCAAUAUCACAUUCAGUCAAUAGUAUAAUCUGAACGAAAUCGGCGGGGCCCAGCCUCCCGCCGAUUCGCUCAGAUUCGGGUACGUCAAUCCAAGCGCCAGCAACAGCAGCAGCUACCAUUACGGCUACAAUUACAAUCAGAAUCUCAACAAUGUGCGCUACAAAGCCCAGCUGCAGAGUAUGAAUUUUAAUCUUAAACCGCCGCCAAAGUUUUAAAUCUCUAAAAACUCAAAACAAAACAAACCAAAAAAAAAACAGAAUCUGAAAACUGAAUGGAAAGAAUGUCAUAGAUCAAAAGCAAAUCAAAGCAAAGCAAAAUCGAAUCAAACGUUGUAUAUGCAAGUGGGGGCAGAGGGUAAAAUGAAGCAAACAAUCAAUUUACAUUAUCUACAAUAUGAAAUAUUAAUGAAUGUACCCAUGUACCUACCAUACUACUAUGAGACAUACUCUGGCCUAGACAUACGUAAUAAUUACAUACAGUUGAUGCUAAAACUAAAAGAAAAAAAAACAGAUAAACCAAAUAUCAAUUAUAUUUACAUACAUAUAUAC
Drosophila obscura is the source of this 4393-nucleotide messenger RNA. It is a transcript of the gene bma, whose product is annotated as SCY1-like protein 2. NCBI's taxonomy places the organism in Eukaryota, Metazoa, Arthropoda, Insecta, Diptera, Drosophilidae. The coding region runs from base 1142 to 3868 and encodes 908 amino acids. The record is from RefSeq and is a predicted model, not a curated record. The transcript is spliced from 20 exons. Gene Ontology annotation, molecular function: ATP binding; protein kinase activity. Gene Ontology annotation, biological process: protein phosphorylation.